UUGAGGCCUUCCACGCAUCCGAAGAAAGCAAAGGCUUCUCAGCCCUCGGAGAAGGAAGCGGUUUCGGAAGUCAUACCUCCUCCUAAGAAUCUUCUUCACUUCAUGCCCUUGCCAGGGCAGAAGUUAAAGAGUGUGGUGGUUGCUGAACCGCCGCCCGUGGACCAGCCGCUGAUCGAGGAAGAUAUCAUCCCCUCUCCUCUGAAGCCAUCUGCUGCUUUGGGGAUCGAAAUCCAGGAUAUCACCGAGGUGAUGGAGGCGAUUGAAGCCGAUUUUGUUCCUGGUUCGGAUGUCCCUGAGGUAGCUGAGGAGAAGAAGGAGUCUGCUGAUCUUCCCUUCGAGAGAGAGAAGAGUCCAGACAAGGAGAUGGUAGAUCUCUCGGGCCCCGAAGCUGCGGUUCCCGAGGUUCAGAAGGAGGUUCCCUCUGCUGGAGAGGAGGAGCAGCCCGAGCAAGGUCUGACGAGGAAGAGGCGCCACUCAACUUUGGGUUCUACUUCUACCUCGGUCCUGGAUAGGCUGAUCCAUGCUGAUCCCUGUUCGGAUGUUCCGCUAAAAAGGAUCCCCGAAGAAGUAAGGGAGGCGAUGGCUCGGUAUGCCAGGGCUCCGAUUUUGGGAGAGGACCCCUUGGCUCACGUGGGAUCCUUGGUGGGCCCCGAAGCUGCUAGGGAGAAUCUGCUUCGUGCUAACCCGCAGUGGAGGGUUCCUGGGGCUGAAGAGAGAAAUCCGGCGAUGAUGAAGGCUGGGCAACUCCUCUCCGAGCUUACGGAAGUCAAGCAGCUAUACCUUCAGUAUAGUCGCGAGGCUAGAGAGUCUGCUGAGAAGAUUGGGGCCGAGGAGAUGAAGUCUAAAUUUGAAGCGGCCGAUAAGGAGCAUAAAGAGGCAGAGUUGAGGCUUUGCCAUUUUGUCCAGCAUCGGGAGCUGAUCCAGCAGCAAGCUGAUAAGGUGCCUGUCCUUCGGCUGAAGCUUCGGGAAAAGGAUGACUAUAUUCGGAAGUUGGAGCAGGAGCGAGUCGACCUCUACACUGCUGAUCAGUGUAGAGAGCAGUACUGGAACGGCAUCUUGGGUGCUCGGCGCAUCCUCAUGGUUCAUUCUCUUGAAUGA
Messenger RNA from Spinacia oleracea (spinach), 1098 nucleotides. RefSeq lists its product as uncharacterized. The transcript has 5 exons. The coding region runs from base 103 to 1098 and encodes 331 amino acids. The record is from RefSeq and is a predicted model, not a curated record. NCBI's taxonomy places the organism in Eukaryota, Viridiplantae, Streptophyta, Magnoliopsida, Caryophyllales, Amaranthaceae.